Molecule: messenger RNA, 3315 nt
Organism: Closterium sp. Naga37s-1
Lineage: Eukaryota; Viridiplantae; Streptophyta; Zygnematophyceae; Desmidiales; Closteriaceae
Source: the annotation of a GenBank genome assembly
AUGGAGCAGCUCGCUCCCCGAUUAGCAAUAGCCGUUUUCCUUGCCGUGGCCGCCGCUGCCACGUGGCACGUUCUAGACAACUUCCUGGUUAUCACCCCUCCGGCGGGAUGCGCGGGACCCGCGGGGUCUCCGCGGGUGGCGGAGUGCUUGACGGAGUUCCGCAGCGCGCGGCGGUCGCUGGGGGUGAUGCCGCAGCAGCAGCAGGACGUCACCGCAGCCAUGCUCGUGCGCGUAGAACAGCAGGUGUUCGGCAUGAUGCGGGUAGUGAGACGGCUAAAAGCGAGCAACAUCUCCAGCUUCGCCCCAAGUCAGCAGCACUUCAUCCUAGCUGUCUCAGAUGAUUGCCUUGAGCAGGGCGCGGACGCGGCAGAGGAGGUGCGCGAGGCGUACUUGGAGCUGCGCGCGGGCACCCGCGGGGACGACUUGCGCUUCCAGCUGGCGGCGAUCAGGACGAAACUCAGUAACUGCGUUACCGGAUUCGCAGAGUUCGCGCCGGGGAUCCUCAAGACAGAGUUGGGAACCAUUCUUACGAUGGGAUCGACACAAGUGAAGUCCACUGUAAGCGCCGCCGUCACAAUCGCGUCAGCCUAUAGCGGGUACGGUUCUGCCGCGCAAGGGCAGCAGGUCAAGCGUCAACAGGUGGCACAAACGGUCGGCAUGCGCGUAGGACAGGCGGGGGCGGGUUUGCGGCCCCCCGUGCAACAACCAGCGGCGUUGCGACCAUGGCAGGUGCGGCAGGGUGGUCAAACGGUGUCGCCGGGUCUGCCCCCGACACAGGCGGGGCAGACGGGGCAGACGGGCCAAGCGGGGAAGUCCGCACAGGCAGUGAAGCUGGGGCAGGCGGCGCAAGGGGGGCAAACGGGGCUGCGCCCGACACAGGCUGGGCAGUCGGCGCAAGGGGGGCAGACGGGGCUGCGCCCAACACAGGCAGGGGAGUUGGCGCAAGGGGGGCAGACGGGGCUGCGCCCAACACAGGCUGGGCAGUUGGGGCAAAGAGGGCAGGUGGGGCUGCGCCCAAAACAGGCGGGGCAAGGGGGGCAGGCGGCGCAAUGGGGGCAGCCGGGGCUGCGCCCAGCACAGGCGGGGCAGGCGGCGCAGGCGGGGCAGCAUCUCGCUGUACAGUAUAGCACGGGACUCCAGCCGCAAACCCCGGCGCAGCCGCAAACUGGUUACCAGGUACAAGCGCAAUCGCAACAGCUCGCGUGGUCGCAGGUGCAGCCGGUGUAUGACUAUAACGAGUACGAGUAUGACGACCCGAUAGACGGAGGCAGUGACUACCCCACAGAUGACUAUAGUGGUGCCGCUGCUGACUCUGUUGACAAUGCCGACGCGGCUGACGAUGGCGAGGCACCUGUUUCCGAUGACCAACAGCGGGAUUCCGCAGGCAGGCGAAACCGGCAGCUGCGCACCACUGUCGAUGUUACCCGACAGGCUUCGCUAGAGGGUGGUUACCACAGUAGCAGAGGUGAUCCUGGCGAAAGCGCGGAUGGUUACCACGGUGAGGUUGGCGAAGUGGGCGAAGAAGCGGGUGGUUACCACCACCCGGAGUGGCUGGAGGCGGGGCUGUACGAACAGCUGAAGGAGCUCCAGGCGCGCAUGCGCGGAGAGCACGCGCGCGCGCAGCAGUGGGCGGACAGACGGCGCAAGCUCCUUGGGCUUCCCGCGGAGACGUGGGGCAGCGACGGCGGGGAAGGGGAAGAGGGAGAGGCGGGGGCGGUGGAUGGGACAAGGAGAAGGGGGUUUGGCGUGGGGCAAUGGCGGAAGCGGAAGAGCCACACGUGGCGGAGACGAGGCGCGCUACAGCGGAGGGGGCUGCAAGCGCAAGGACUGCAGGCGCAAGGACUACAGGCGCAAGGGCUACAGGCGCAAUGGUUACAGGCGCAACGGCUACAGGCGCAAGCGCGCCCGCGGAAGAGCCUUAUUCCCCUUUCCGCCUACCCCCCCUCUAGCCCCCGUUCCGUCCGUCCUUCCCCCAUCCCCGCGCACCAUUCAACGCAGCGCGCGCCGAUACCCCUAGCGACGACGAUGGGGAAGAAAACCGCAGAACACCUCCCCACCGUGGGGCACCACUCCCCCGGAACCCUGCACCACGCGCCAGGCACGGGCCCCGCGCAUAGGGAGAAGCAGCCGAACCACUGGGGGGAGGGGAAGGGGCAGGGGGGAGGGGGAGUGACGCGCGGGCACCACACGCACCUGUGGCGGAACGGGCGCAGGGGCGCGCAUCACCCCACGGGGGUGGGGCACCACAAGCGGAAGCGGAAGGGGGGCGGCGGGAGUGGCGGAGGGUCGGGGGGAGGAGGGGAGAGCGGGAGUGGCGGAGGGUCUGGGGGAGGGGGAAGCGGGAGUGGCGGAGGGUCGGGAGGAGGAGGGGGGAGUGGGAGUGGCGGAGGGUCGGGGGGAGGAGGGGGGAGCGGGAGUGGCGGAGGGUCUGGGGGAGGGGGAAGCGGGAGUGGCGGAGGGUCGGGAGGAGGAGGGGGGAGUGGGAGUGGCGGAGGGUCGGGGGGAGGAGGGGGGAGUGGCAACCGCGGGUCGUUUAAGGCGGAUGCUGUGGUUGGGCCCGGGGAGAAAUACAACACUGUGGAGGUGAGAGGGAGCUACAUGGAGCGCUCUCAGCGGGGACAUACCGUGAAUCCAUCUUCUUCCCCUUUCCCGCCUACUGCCCCGCCCCUCCCUUUUCCUCCUCCCCACUGCUCUCUCAGCCCCGCGCAGGGUGCGUUGGGAGCAGCACCCAAGGAUGGGCGGUUUGUGGUAUUCAUCCGCGCGGGGACCUACCAUGAAUCCAUCAUAUUCCCCCUUUCCCCUUACUGCCCCCCCCAUUCCCCCUCCCGCGUCCCCCCACAGGGUGCGUUGGGAGCGGCACCCAAGGAGGGGCGGUUUGUGAUAUUCAUCCGCGCGGGGACAUACCAUGAUGAGUCUAUUAUCUUCCGCAACAAGGGGCUCAUCAUGGUGGGGGAGGGCAGCACAGAACCACCCCCUCUUAGCCUUUCCCAACCCCUUCUCCCCUUCCCGCCUCCCCCUGUACGCCUCCUCCACCUGUCCGCCUCCCCCUGUCCGCCUCGUUUCCCUUCCCCCUCCUUGCAACAGGGCGCGUUGGGAGCAGCGCCCAAGGAGGGGCGGUUUGUGAUAUUCAUCCGCGCGGGGACAUACCAUGAGUCCAUCAUAUUUCGUAACAAGGGGCUCAUCAUGGUGGGGGAGGGCAGCGACAGAACCAUCAUCACCGGGGAUAAGAGCGCUGGCAGCGGUUCAACUACCUACCGCUCCGCCACCAUCGGUGCGCAUUCAGUUGUAAACAGGGAGGGAGGUAUGGUGCUGUAA